AUGGCACCCGGAAAGAAAAGUUCCUCCAUAAAGGCUACCAAACGUAAUGAAUCAUCGCAUGCAUUGCUUCAUUUUGAUGAUGAUCAACCUCAAGCUCUAUCCAUUGCACCCAUUGUCUCCUAUUAUAAUGAGAAAAUACGUCCAGUUCUGGAUGCCCUUGAAAAUCUGAGGCGUCUAAAUAUUGGAAAAGAAGGAAUACAGUUACCAACCAUUGUGGUGGUUGGUGACCAAUCUUCUGGAAAGUCAAGUGUCCUCGAGUCGCUUGCUGGUAUCAGCUUGCCCCGUGGCCAAGGGAUCUGCACUAGGGUUCCUUUAGUUAUGCGUCUUCAGAAUCAUCCACUUCCACAGCCGGAGCUUAUAUUGGAGUACAAUGGCAAGAAUGUUUCAACCGAUGAGGCUAGUGUCUCUCAUGCAAUUAAUACUGCUACUGAAGAGCUAGCUGGAACCGCAAAAGGGAUUUCUAACACACCAUUGACUUUGAUUGUGAAGAAGAAUGGUGUUCCUGAUCUUACCAUGGUUGAUCUUCCAGGUAUAACUCGUGUCCCUGUGCAUGGUCAACCUGAUAACAUUUAUGACCAGAUUAAGGAUAUUAUUAUGGAGUAUAUAACACCAGAAGAAAGCAUUAUAUUGAAUGUUCUUUCGGCAACUGUUGAUUUUACAACUUGUGAGUCUAUUAGGAUGUCACAAACAGUUGAUAAAACUGGUUUGAGGACACUUGCUGUUGUCACUAAGGCUGAUAAGUCUCCUGAAGGUUUGUUAGAGAAGGUUACUGCAGAUGACGUUAACAUAGGUCUUGGUUAUGUUUGUGUAAGGAAUCGCAUUGGUCAUGAGUCUUAUGAAGAGGCUAGAGAUGAAGAACACAAGCUGUUUGAGACUCACUCACUUCUGUCCAAAAUAGACAAGUCUAUUGUUGGAAUUCCCAUUCUGGCUCAGAAGCUUGUUCAUGUGCAAGCCAUGAUUAUGUCAAAAACUUUGCCUGAAAUCAUUAAGAAAAUUAAUGAGAGGCUUGGUAAUAGUUUAGAAGAGUUGGAAAAUUUGCCUGCAAAUUUGUCUUCAAUGGCUGAUGCCAUGAAUGCGUUUUUGCAAAUUAUUUCUCUGUCAAGAGAUUCUCUGAGACGGGUUCUUCUGAUAGGUGAUUUUGAUGAAUUUCCUGAGGAAAAGGAAAUGCAUUGUGCGGCUAGGUUUUUCGAAAUGCUAAAUGUCUAUGCAAAUGAACUUGAAAACUGUUCAGAAAGUAAUCCAACAAAGGAUUUCCUAGUUGAAGAGAUAAAGGUUCUCGAGGAAGCAAAGAUUACUGGUCUUCCCAACUUUAUGCCAAGAGCAGCAUUUCUAACUUUACUUUCCAAAAAAGUAAAGGGUGUUUCUUAUAUACCAAUCAAUUUUGUUGACAGUGUGUGGAACUAUUUGGAAACUGUUUUAAUAUCUGUUCUGAAUCGCUAUUCUUCAAACUAUUAUCAGCUUCAGGUAUCUAUUCGUAGAGCUGCAGAGCUUCUCAUUGAGAAAAAGAAGAAAAGUUCGAUUCAACAUGUGCUGCAGGCUGUGCAGAUGGAGAGGCUAACUGAUUACACAUGUAAUCCAGAGUACUUGAAAGAGUAUUACAAGCUUAUGUCACUCCAAGAAGCUUUUUUGAAGGAGGUUUUUAAUGUUAAUCGACUAGGAAAUACAGUGAAACUGGAAGGUGUUGGUGAGAUUGAUGUUGUUAAACUUAUGAAAUAUUAUCCAGACAUGUUAACUCUGGCUCAGGCAUAUGAUUUGAAGGCCAGAUUGAUAGCAUAUUGGAAAAUUGUUCUGAGGAGGCUCAUUGAUGUUAUAGCCUUGCAUUUAAUGUUAAGCAUCUCUGAACUGGUUAACAUUGAUUUUCCGAAGGAGAUAUGCGAUGAACUGUUAUCCCCAUCUGGUGGUGGUUUUGAAAGGUUGCUUGAAGAGCCGCCUUCUAUAUCUGGGAAGAGGGAAAGAUUGAGUAGGAGUGUGAAGGUUCUUAGAGAAAGUAAGGAUACCGUGGCCAACAUUAUGGACAGGAUCGGUGUGUGUGCUGAUAACUAG
Messenger RNA from Lathyrus sativus (Indian pea), 2043 nucleotides. The record is from the annotation of a GenBank genome assembly. NCBI's taxonomy places the organism in Eukaryota, Viridiplantae, Streptophyta, Magnoliopsida, Fabales, Fabaceae.